GGAGGGAGAGAGAGGUUGAGCGGGAGAGAGUGACAGAGAGAGAGAGAGAGGACAAUCGGACGUGGACGUCGCGCGGCCCUCGCAGACCUAAGCCCGUGCGCCCGUGACUGGAUUCCCCGGAUGCAAAAAAAAAAGUACAGACAGAGAACGAGGAAACGACCCCCCCUCCCCUCUCUCACCUCACCCCCCCCGACGGACAGCCGCGCGCUACAGCAGAGAAACACCAAUACAACUUGUCAUCUGACCAAUACAGUCACCGCUCUCGUCGCUGUGCAUUUUUUUUAUUUUGUACAAACAGUUUUGUUGUUUUGACGGACCGCUGCUUUGCAACUAUUUUGAGGAUAUUCUUUUGGAUUUUGGGAACGGUUAACUCAGGAUCUUAUUCUACAAGUUUUAAUUGUAACAUUUUCCUUUCCGGUCCGUUUGUGGGUUUCGUUGUCAUUUUGAUGUCUUAGUGUUAUUCUCGUUUUUUUAAUUAUGGACAGUAUUCUGUCUCAGACAGUCUGAGUGUCCCUCCCACUUCGCCGAGAAUAAUCUGCUGAAGCGUUUCAACAACGUUCAACUGCAAUGGAGUAUUUCGAUGAAAACAUUUCUGCAAGGAAAUAAGGAACUCUGCACAACCCGAGGUGAAAGGCAGCCAUCCCGCAUACUCGUCCUAUUGGUAGACUCUCCGGUCAGUCCGCCACUCCCCUUCAAGUAACCCCCCUCACCCCGCGGGAGACCUGUCUUUUCUACCGACCCCCAUCUGGACCGGGAUGUCCAGGCAGCUCUCUCAGCUUCCGAACCCCGACCUGCCAGCCGGCACCAGCCCACAGUUUGGAAAGCUGUACCCAGCCCUGCGAGGCUCCCUCACGAGAGAGCAACUCAACCCAUGGCGAGAUCUCAAGUCCCUCCUGCAGCACCCCGUAAAGGGAGACCAACGCUUAAAAACACCAUGUGAUGCAAAAGACAAAGAGAGGCUGGACGUUGAGGAGGACUCCAUGGGAGUGUGCCCCAUGAGGAAUGGCAGUGCAAUAGGCAGCAGUGCUAACAGUAACGGCUGUGCAGGAGAGGGCACGGGGGGAGUGUGUGGAUCGAAUGCAGAGAAGUUCACAGUCUUGGGGCCCCUCUUGUGGGAUCGCACCCUGCCGGCAGACGGGGGCCUCUUCCAGCUUCAGUACAUGGACUUGGAGGAGUUUCUGACCGAAAACGGAAUGGGCAACGUGCAUAAUAACAACAGCUCCAGUUCAGCCCAGAUCCCAUCGCAGAGCUCCCAGUCAGCCGUGCCCAACCAGAGCUCCCAGUGCCUACCGCCCUCAUCUCCACCCGGCUCUUCGUCUUCAUCGCCUUCUUCCUCUUCUUCCCCAUCGCUCAUUGGUUUGGAGGUGGCUCAGCCGCAGAGCCUCGGAGGUGGAAAUGACUGUUUGCAUGGGAGUCAGACCAGUAUGAACGACUCCUGUGAGUCUCCAUCUUCUUCCUCCUCGUCAUCCUGCCCACCUCUGCUCACGCCCACGGACAGCGGUCCGGACGGGGUCGGCAUGUACGACAUGGAUUCUUCAGACAUGGACAUGUCCGGCCAGCAGAACUACGACCCCAGGAGGCACUCCUUCAGCGAAGAGGAACUCAAGCCGCAGCCCAUGAUCAAGAAGGCCCGCAAGAUCCUGGUGCCCGACGGCUUGAAGGACGAGAAGUACUGGACCAGGAGGUAUAAAAACAAUGAAGCGGCAAAGCGUUCCCGAGACGCUCGCCGCCUCAAGGAGAACCAAAUAUCGGUGCGUGCCGCCUACCUGGAGAGAGAAAACGCCGCCCUGCGUCAGGAAGUGGCCGAGAUCCGGAAGGAACUGGGCCGCUGUCGCAACAUCCUCAAUAAAUACGAGAACCGCCUCGCUGACCAGUGAUGAAGCGGAAUCAGAACAUAAGCUGGAUUCAAUUUAAGACUCUGAAUUCUUGGUGUGGCCCGAUGGACAGAAUGGAGGAAACGGUGAUGGUGGUGAUGAUGAUUAUGAUGAUGAUGAAUGUAAAAGACAUGGGGAAGAUUUGCAUAUUGAAGCUCAGGUGUCUUGUUUUGUUGAGGUGUCAACUCUUAAAAGUGAAAGAUGGAGAGAAUAAUUUAACAGAUGAAAAGAUGUGACUUUUAAGAGUUUUGUUAUCGGAGAAUUGUAUAUUUUUAUAAUACUUAAGAAAAAUAUUUGAGGGAGAGCAAAUUUGGAGAAUAAUUUUGUAUAUUUUCUACAUAGAGACAGGGGAAAGCAAUGGUAAAUAUCUUUUAUUAUAGAUGAGUCAGGAGACGUUUAACAGGUGGUCGGACAUCGAUGGGUAUUUUUUCGACUUGAUCAUUGUGGUCAGGAUGCAGCAGCGGGGGCGAGGACGCGUGUAACAUUUGUAAUAUACAGAGCAAAAAAUUAUCUUAUAAUCGCAUAGUUCAACAUUCUGGUUGGUUUAUAUUCAAGCACUUAUUAUUUUUUUUCUUUCCCUUUUUCCUGUUUCUGUCACCGCGAACGUGCUGGAGAGAGACGAGAGGACACGUCAUGCAAACACUCGUACACUCUGUUCAACCACUUCAUCCCUUCUCUCUCUCAUCAUCUUGAGUUCCUCAACAAUAUUUUUCCUCUGUACUUUGAGCUUAACUUUGCGUUGAGCGAUUGGUUUGUCCGUCACGAGUCCACGCUCGUAUCGUCGACUCAAUCCCCCUUCCAUCUGUCCCAGCUGAGGGCUUUAAAUCCUCUCUGGUGUCCCGUCGUAUCCCACCUAAGCUGGUGAAAAACCCGCCCCGGGUGACCCGACUUGAUCCGCUCUUUCGAAUCGCCGGGACGUUUCUGUGUAUCCGACUGCUCUCCCCUCGCGGCCGAUCCCCUUCUUUCAGUGGUGUGCAAACUCUGUCCCAUGACAUUUCGUCCCCUGUUGUCUCAAUCUCAGUAUUGUGUUGUGUUCUAAAAUAGUCUUCGAUCUUCCCGGCCGGACGCACAUGGUUACUUUACUCUCCUUUAUGAACACACGUUGAUGAGCUUUGUUAUGGGGGCAGAGAUGUUGUUGUACAUUGGAUAGGCCUGUACUAUUUUGUGUAUUUGAUGUAUUCCAGGAAAUGGGUUCACUGCCCCCGUUGAGUGGAAUGGUGUUACUUUCUCAGAUUUCUGGGAGAAAUAAAAGCCAAAACUUCCUAUAUUGAUCCACAAAACUUGUUGCUAUUUAGGGCUUUUUUCAAUACUGCUCCUUCCUUACGGUUUACUCCUUUUAUCGCUCUUUACUUUUUACUGUAUCUAAGAAUUUCUAUGUGUAUCCACAACACCUACACAUGGAGCAUGGUACACUAUGUUAUGUUCCUGAGGAAGGAUGACUAGUGAUAGAAUGUGCUUUUAACCCCUUUUAUGACCAUGAUGAAUAGUUACCUUACUGGUAUUAUUACUGUUAUGAUUAUGAUGAUUACCCCUCUUGUUGUUGCUGUUCUAUACUAUUGAAUGAUUUCCUUUCUUUGGGUGAACGUGAUCUGUUGCACCUGGAAACACUUUUCGAUCUUCAUUGUUCCUCAGAAAAGACUGUUCGAAAACGAAACCCUCAGUCUGCCGCUCGGACCUCCAGACGUUACUCACUUCUACUACGGACACUACUGCCACCGGCGUCUCUCUGACCGCCGAUUCCCAAAGCGUGGCUCAAUAACUUGAACAUGAUAUUCAUGCGGACUUACUUUACCUUUGGUGAUGACCUCUUCUGUUCCCCGGCUGUGUACGGACUAUGCACACUAUCGAUAUGCUCCUUGUUGGUUUAUUUCAGCCUUUUAUCACCUCAAUCAGUGAUUGUUUCCUCUCCCAACAGGACGUAGUGUCUAAUAUCCUCACAGAUGUGGUUGGUGAAUCUUUUAGCGACUCUUAUUGAACUACAACUGCCCUGCUGCAUCUGUGGUGUCCAUUGUGUCCAGCCCAACUUGGUGCUGGUUAUUUGGAUGUAGUCAAGAUUUUUUCCAAAAACACCAAUAAAAGAUUGUUCUCAUUCA
Messenger RNA from Gasterosteus aculeatus aculeatus (three-spined stickleback), 3967 nucleotides. NCBI's taxonomy places the organism in Eukaryota, Metazoa, Chordata, Actinopteri, Perciformes, Gasterosteidae. The record is from RefSeq and is a predicted model, not a curated record.